Messenger RNA from Culex pipiens pallens (northern house mosquito), 4778 nucleotides. It is a transcript of the gene Rab6, whose product is annotated as ras-related protein Rab6. NCBI's taxonomy places the organism in Eukaryota, Metazoa, Arthropoda, Insecta, Diptera, Culicidae. The coding region runs from base 649 to 1281 and encodes 210 amino acids. The transcript has 6 exons. The record is from RefSeq and is a predicted model, not a curated record. Gene Ontology annotation, molecular function: GTP binding; GTPase activity.
UCGCGUUGAAAAAGUGUAAUGUCACUAGUUUUUCAGUGGAGCGCACGGAUUACGGAACGGUCGUCGUCGUCGUAGUGUCCGGGGAAAGCUGAAAAGGUCGGUUCCUCCCGAAGCGAAAGAGUGCCGCGGUGUCCACGUCGUCGUCGGAACCAGUGUGACCGCGAUUCCGGGAUUGCGGUGAUAUUCUUUCUGAAACGGGGAAAUAAAAAAGAGUUUCGGGUUCAAAAUUUCUCUCCUCUUCCUUUCGAGAGGGUGGUGAAAAGAGAAAAGUGGCCAACUCCAGCACGGUGUGGCUGCGUGUGUGUGAGUGUGGUGUACGUGUGCGUCUGGCUGGCUGGUGUGGCCCCCCUUUGCCCUCCUCCCACCGGCCCUCCCCCUAGCGGAGUUUGUCCAAGAAGCAGCAGAAAGUGCUGAAAAAAGUUUUUCCUCUGCGGAGUGUCGUCGCCGAGAUCCCGUUGGAUUGUGGGGUGGCCUCGGGUCUGCCGCUGCUGCCAUUUUGUGCCCACUCCCCCCCGUGCAAGCGGUUUCUACCGGAACGAACCCGGACAGGGGUCCAGAAAGAGAAGGGAGCUUAAGCGUUGGGAGAUCCGGAACAUCACCGGUCACUGUUGGAUUAGAACCAGAGAGCAAGAAGGCUGCUAGCGAACCAUGUCGUCGUCGGGCGAUUUCGGCAAUCCGCUGCGGAAGUUCAAGCUGGUCUUUCUGGGCGAACAGAGCGUGGGUAAAACCUCGCUAAUCACCCGGUUUAUGUACGACAGCUUCGACAACACAUACCAGGCAACCAUCGGAAUAGACUUCCUGUCGAAAACGAUGUACCUCGAGGACCGAACAGUGAGAUUACAGCUGUGGGACACCGCCGGCCAGGAACGGUUCCGAUCGCUGAUACCCUCGUACAUCCGGGACUCGACCGUGGCGGUAGUCGUGUACGAUAUUACAAACGCCAACUCGUUUCACCAGACGUCCAAGUGGAUCGAUGACGUCCGGACGGAGCGCGGCAGCGACGUGAUCAUCAUGCUCGUCGGCAACAAGACGGACCUCUCGGACAAGCGCCAGGUGUCGACGGAGGAGGGCGAGCGGAAAGCGAAGGAGCUCAACGUGAUGUUCAUCGAGACGAGUGCGAAGGCGGGCUACAAUGUGAAACAGCUUUUCCGACGAGUGGCCGCCGCCCUGCCCGGCAUGGACUCGACCGAGAACAAACCCCCAGAAGACACCGUCGAUUUGCAGACUCAACCCUCGGCUUCUGGCGACCAGCAGGACUCGGAAGGUGGCUGCAUGUGUUAAAACUGGGACUGAGCGGUCAGCGGAAUGCAGAUACAUUGAUAUGGAAGAAUAUCCUACGAAGAAAACAAAAAUGACGAAGCAGAGCAGCGCAGCAACAAGCAGCAGUGUGUAUUAUUAGCUUUGCCCAGGUUUUGGUCGAGACUUUUUUUGUACUAUUAAUUUAUAAAUGUGGAGAGCAGCAGCUCCUCAGAUACAAUAAAAUAUAUAAUACUAAAAUUAAAAUAGGGGAAAAUAUGGAAGAAGAAAAAUCAAAACUGAACAGAGUUUCUCCUUUGCAAACGCAAGCUAGUGGCAAAUAAAAAAACGAAAGAGUUCAAUUAAAGAAGGAAAACCUAGGAUUUACCAAUUUAGCUAUGCAGUAACCAAAGCGAACAUUCAUAUUUAAAACUAACAGAAAACAAAAGAAAGCACAAACAAAAAGAAUCAACUUUUUAUGACAAUGGCGAAAGCGAACAAGUGCAGGAUCUUAACGAAAACAUGCAAAGUAUUAGUGACACACCACUCAUUUAGUUCGCUCACCUUGGAAAAGCUGUUGUAAACAGUGCCGCACCUGCUUCCGGUGAGCCCACAAACAUUCAUUCCUCACAUUCUAGCAGAGCAAAAAUCCAUUUUGAAAUCGUUAAACACAACAUUAGCGCUCUUAGAAAAAACCAUGAAACGACAGUUUAAACUCGUCAUUCCCACCAUCCUAAAAUCGAUCAUAAAGUCCCAGUUUAACGAACAUUAAAAAGAAGCGUAAAUAAAUCAAGUGCGAGCAGAGAAAAAAAGGUAAACUUUAAGUGCAUGCUUAAACUCAUCGUCAUAAUAUCAUCGUGUUGUGCAUUGUGAUUUUAAAGCAAUUUGUAACGUCUUUUCCUCCCCAUUUGCCACCUUAAAAAUAAGAGUUCUGGAAGUUAAAAUUUGUAACGGCUAUGUUUUGCUCCAUUUUCUAUCUUUAUCGCCUAACAAACUGGUUUGCUCACUGUAAAAAAAGACCAAACAAAUACAGACCAUCAAAAACUGCAGUGAGUGGUGUACUUCUGAGCUUAUGGCUGGUAACUAAUUCAAACGUUAAACAAUUAAAGUGAACUCCUCGAGGUCGAACUAACAUAAAAGUUUUUGAAGUGCAUUUUUCCAUUCCCCUUAGGAAUCUUGUUAUCUUCAAAACAAAUUUCGGUGAGGUACUUUUUCACGAUUCUCAGUAUUUUCAGUACUCCUUGCUCGUUCUUUCGGCAGGAAUUGUGCAAUCAAAACGCUCAGCACACCGUUUCCGGCAAGACUGAGCCGUCCACCCUUGAUCUUCAGAAAUUCCGGCUGUAAAGGAGCUAUUACACUACCGCAAACAAACAAACUCGCACUUUUUCGUGUUUGACAGUUUACCAAACUAGCAAACUCACAAACAACGCAAAAUGUAUGCAGGCUGACGUGUGUAUAAACAAAUCCAGGCAAACUGUCAAAAAGUGUGAGUUUAUUUGUUUGUUUGCCGUAGUGUCAUAGCUCCUUAACGCUCCCUGCGCCUUGACUUCUGCUGAUUCCAAAAGCUACUCCCGAGUUCCCGCUACACAAAGCCACCAGGGCCCAUAACCUCUUGGAAGGAAAGACGUCCGAUCAGUCCGAAAUACAGAAGCCACCUGGGCCAAUAACCUCUUGGAAGGAAAGACGUCCUUUCAGUACGAAAUACAGAAUUGGAAUGACACUUUGAUAAAUGAUGCAUAUGAUAAACUUGAUCAAAAGUAACGCGAAUCUGGGCGCGGUUUAACCCUAUGUGCUCAUAUGCAUGUGGAAUAGCAAAUGAUUCCAAUACCCUAAAUGGAUAAAAUGUCUGCAAUCUGAAUGAUAAGGAAAGACUCUGCACAGGAUUUGUAAGAGCGCCUUGAGAUUAGAAAGAGAGAUAUGGAUGGGCAUACACGGAAGUUGAGUUAAGAUUACAGGACACUCUCAUAACACGAACUUAGAAUUAUCGAAAGAUAUCUGCUCGUAAAUCUUCCAUACUGCAAAAACUGUGUAUGGGUAAGAGGUGGGCCAUCCAAGGAUAAAAAAAAAAAAAAAUUCCACCAACUGCGAAUUGACCGGCCGAUUCAGUUUCGUAAAGAUCUCCCAGCAGUUCGGCAAAAACAUUUUUCGUGAAAAAAUGAGGUACUAGAAUGCUACAGUUUCUGUUUUGACAGCUGAACUCAAAUCAUAAUACACGCUCAUUUGAUAGCAUUCAUUUCUGCGUAAUUUUCAGUCAGAAUUCAUCAAAGCCGAACCUGCUGAUCCAAAAAAAAUCUGAGUAACCGGUUUUAAUGAAUGACGAAAUUACUGAAAUUUAGAGACGCGCUCUCGAAAAAAAAGAAAAAUCUCAGGUGCUUAAGAAAAAUCAAACAUGCUUUUGAGUGCUGACAAAAAAAAUAUUUACUAAAUUUCCCAAGGUACACCAUCUCCUGCAAGGCUUCACUUGCGUUAACCACACGUGGCAAAUGUGUAUUGUUGUGCAUCUCUCCUAAUACUUGUGAACCCCGUAAGACAAAAAUAAAAUCUGCUAAAUAAUAGAAACGCGAGCUUUCGAGGUUGAUCCAAACAUAAACAGAAACAAAAAAAAAACAUUCACAAAAUGUGACUUUAACAGACAAUUGGAAGUUUUCUAAGAAGGGUUCGGGCGAGGAAAGGUGUGAUUACUGUGGGAUGGGGCCGAUGCAGCUGGCGAAAUGGUUCAGCUUCUUAGAAAAUUUCUUCAUUAAAUGUAAUUUUAAAUGCAUAAUUAAAUGUUAUUGCAGGUAACGGAACUGAAUUAAAAGAGAUCAAUCAUUCAUGUAAUGCGCAGUAGAGUUUCAAACAAAUCACCAUUAGAGGAAAAAACAGAACAUUCAUAAUCACAUCUUUCACUGCCUAGCCGUUGAAAUCCUAGCGUAAACGGUUAUCUCAAGAUUUGCUACAGUUUAGGACGCUGCAAGCUAAUGUUAGCCAAUCGAAUAGCUGCCGACACAAACCACGAAUAACACAGAAAAUCUCAAUCCUAAAAAACCGAAAGCACACUGGUGGAGCUAAUACAGAACCAUAACAGACUCAAUCACUCAAGCAAACAUUAGCUAAAACCGUUUCAAAAAUGGGUAAACAAUAUGAAAGAUAACUAAUAUCGACUUGGAAAACAAAAUAUGAGGAAAAAAGGAAGCAUUAUAGGCAAAAUAUGAAAAUUUUAAAAAUAAACAUAAAUUAAACCCUAAUCGCUAAACGAACGAAAAGAAGUAUCAUAAAUACACAAUAUACCAAAAAAAAAAAAGAAAGCAAACUAAAAAAAUCUCUUUCAUUCCCAUUCACAAAACAUUCAAACCUACACAUCAGAACCGAAACCAAACAAACCAACAGGCAUUCUACAAGUACAUUAUUAUAUAUUAUAAGAAAUUAGACAAGAUGAAAAUGUGCAAGGGAAAGGAUGGCAAAAACGACGCGAGCGUUCUGUGGCUGUUUGAAGGAAGAGGGAGAAAAAAAUCUCUACUGAUGAGGAAAAUCCUUGCAAGAUGAUGAAGAUGAAACGGGGG